CUAAUACCGGAAGCAGAUUAGUUGGUGCGCAUUCAUUCGCACACAGAGAGAGUGAGAGAGAGAGAGAUGGGGGCUUACAACAUAAUGAACGUGCUCAGGGCCUUACAACGUGAUGAAGCAGCCGGCUACGCAAAGGCGCAUGGCGAUGAUGAUGAGGAAUCACUCAAACAGGAGGUGAAGGAUGAUCUCCAGUACUAUUACGUAACUCCGCUGUCCAUUGGCGUGUCUGAUUGUUUCGAUGAAAUGGUGGUGCAAAUCCCAAAGAACACCACCAUCCCAACCAAGAAGUUCGAGACGAUCUCGACCACCACGUUUGACAACCAGGAUGGCACGGUAAUUUCGUUUUACCAAGGCGAAAGAAAAAGGGCAAGUGACAACAAGCUUAUUGGUACCCUAACGUUCAAGGGUAUCCCGCCAGCUCCCAGGGGAGUUCCAAAGAUCACGGUUUGCGUCGAUAUCGAUGCCAAGGGCAACCUGAACGUGUCUGCCGAGGACAAAUCGACCGGUCGGGAGGUGACUAUGAGCAUACCGGGCGUCGGGGUCGAAGGAAAGCUUUUGUCGAGGGUGGAGGUGGAGGAGAUGGCUCGACAAGGAGAGAAGCACAAGUCGGACGAUGACGAGUUCUUGAGGAAGGUGAAGGUCGUGAAAGCAAUGAAAGAGUAUACAAUCGUGAUCAGAGAAAAUGCGGCGGCGGGAGCCUACUCCGAGAAAGCGCACGACGCAUUUAUGGACGCGGUUGGAAAGAUGUUGGACGAGUUCAAGGAGAAGGCGAAGGAUUUUGGAUUGGAAGGUGACAAGAAGAUGUGUAAAACUUAGCUAGCCAUUAACCGUCUAUCAUUUUUGGAAUAAAUAGGUUGUGAUGAUAUCAUUAGUUAGGACUCGGAGUGUGAUCGGUUAGGGUUUCAAAUGCAAGUCAUAUCAGGGCCGUCCCAUGAUAUUCGGAGUCCCUCUUUGAUAAUUUAAAAUGUG
This is a messenger RNA of Linum tenue, 969 nucleotides long. The record is from the annotation of a GenBank genome assembly. Lineage: Eukaryota; Viridiplantae; Streptophyta; Magnoliopsida; Malpighiales; Linaceae.